Olea europaea var. sylvestris is the source of this 2013-nucleotide messenger RNA. Its product is annotated as subtilisin-like protease SBT3.18. Gene Ontology annotation, molecular function: serine-type endopeptidase activity. Gene Ontology annotation, biological process: proteolysis. The transcript has 7 exons. The coding region runs from base 1 to 1896 and encodes 631 amino acids. The record is from RefSeq and is a predicted model, not a curated record. Lineage: Eukaryota; Viridiplantae; Streptophyta; Magnoliopsida; Lamiales; Oleaceae.
AUGGCUAAUGUUUUCCAGCAUUUUUGGGGCCUGCCCCUCUUACUUUCACUUUAUUUAAUUCACUCAAUAUCCACUUCCCAUGUUUACAUUGUCUAUUUUGGGCACAACCAAAACCGAGAUCAUCUUCUUACAUAUCAGUAUCAUGUUGAGCUUCUCUCUAGUGUCUUCGAAAGCAAAGAAGAUGCAAAGCAAGCCAUUCUCUACAGCUACAAGCACAGUUUCUCGGGUUUUGCUGCAACUCUUAAUUCAAGCCAAGCAACCAACUUAGCUAAUAUAAAGGGAGUGAUAUCGGUGUUUAGGAGCAAGACAGUCCAGUUGGACACCACGAGAAGCUGGGAUUUUAUGGGUCUUGCCGUGGACUACAGCCAAGGAACUCCAUCGCAGCUAGCUUAUGGUGACAACAUAAUUGUUGGAGUCUUCGACACAGGUAUCUGGCCAGAGUCCGCUAGUUUUAAAGAGGAACCUGGCAUUGGACCUGUAACUAACAUCUGGAAGGGCAAAUGCAUGCCUGGAGAGAAAUUCAAUCCAGAAAAGCACUGUAACAGGAAGUUGAUUGGAGCCCGUUAUUACCUGGCAGGGUUCGAGAGACAAUAUGGACCGAUAAACAAAACAGGAAACCACGAAUAUCGAUCAGCUCGAGAUUCCCUCGGUCAUGGAACUCACACAGCUUCCACGGCUGUGGGUUCACGGGCUAAGGAUGCAAGUUUAUUUGGUUUCGCGCAGGGCAUUGCACGGGGAGGAUCCCCCAGGGCUCGUCUAGCUGUGUACAAAAUAUGCUGGAACAGAAAUUUUGACGGAAGGUGCACUGAAGAAGACAUAUUAGCAGCUUUUGAUGAGGCAUUGCACGAUGGAGUGCACAUCAUAUCGGCUUCUUUUGGUCCAAGGCCGCCAUUGUUGCCAUUUUUUAAGUCCAGUUCCGGUAUUGGUUCGUUUCAUGCCAUGCAAUUGGGUGUUCCCGUAGUAUUUUCGGCAGGUAACAACGGCCCUGAUCCAUCUCUUGUCGGAAAUGUGAAUCCAUGGAGCAUCUGUGUAGCCGCCUCCACCAUUGACAGACGUUUUCCAACCAAGAUAAUGUUGGAUGACAUUAUCUCUUUCACGCCAGAUAUAAGUGCGCCGGGGAUCAACAUAUUAGCAGCAUGGCCUCCCAACAUUUCUCCCACUGUUUUUUCAACAGACAUACGGUCGGUGGACUGGAAUUUUCAAUCAGGGACAUCAAUGUCAUGCCCUCAUGUGACUGGUAUUAUUGCCCUCAUCAAAUCUGCACACCCAGACUGGUCUCCUGCUGCGAUUAGAUCUGCUCUCAUCACUAGCGCAUACCAAACAGACAUAACCGGUGACAGCAUACAAGUUGGUGCAUCAACAAAGGCUAGCGAUCCAUUUGACAUUGGUGCCGGCCAUGUAAACCCAUUGAAAGCAAUUGAUCCAGGACUAAUCUAUGACAUGAACACUAGAGACUACAUUAUUUUUCUCUGUAACAGUGGUUAUACAGAAGAUGAGAUUAAAGCCAUGGUCAUCUGCCCACGUGCCAGCUGCCCAAAAAAAUAUGAACCAAAUACCAACAUAAAUUACCCGUCCAUAAGUGUACCCAAUCUCCAGUGGGAAACAACGAUCAAAAGGACUGUUCAGAAUGUUGGACAUAAGAAGACAGCCAUAUACUUUGCGAGCACUGUAAAUCCCAAUGGGGUGGAGGUUGAGGUUUGGCCAAGAAUCUUGAUAUUCUCACCUUUCAAGAAAGAAAGUACGUACUUUGUUACACUUAAACCGGUAAAGGCAUCUCAAGGGCGAUAUGAUUUUGGAUCUAUAACGUGGUCUGAUGGCUUUCAUCAUGUUAGAAGUCCUCUUGUUGUUCAGCUUAACACCACCGCUACUACUGCUCGAGAUGUUGAGGCUUUCUGAUUCUUGCUACAUUUUUUGCUAACAAAUAAAUUUCCAUCUUAUCUGGAUUUGAGGGAUAAAACUCUAGCCUUUUCCUUUUUCUAUUGAGUUUAAUAAAGUACUAAACAAUCCUUUAUA